AUGUUACACCAUCACCCAUCCCGCGCCGGCGCCGAAGACUUUAUGAGCCUCAGCUUCCUGGUCAACGCGCCACCUUUUGCGUGCAUCGAGAUGGUCAACGUCAUUAGGAGAACGCCCUCGCGCUGGAGCCACAUGGGCACGACUGGUGCUGCAACGUCAUUCCCGUCAGCAUCCGGAUGA
Molecule: messenger RNA, 180 nt
Organism: Pyricularia grisea
Lineage: Eukaryota; Fungi; Ascomycota; Sordariomycetes; Magnaporthales; Pyriculariaceae
Exons: 2
Coding region: 1-180 (59 amino acids)
Source: RefSeq, a predicted model, not a curated record